This is a messenger RNA of Tribolium castaneum (red flour beetle), 2634 nucleotides long. RefSeq names its product dusky-like (gene dyl). The coding region runs from base 254 to 2095 and encodes 613 amino acids. NCBI's taxonomy places the organism in Eukaryota, Metazoa, Arthropoda, Insecta, Coleoptera, Tenebrionidae. The transcript is spliced from 3 exons. The record is from RefSeq and is a predicted model, not a curated record.
AGCCUCAGCAAUGCUCCACUAGUGGUUCAUCAGGAGAGUGGGGACCAACUUUCACGUCAAUAUAAAACCAACGGAAGAAUUUAAAGUGUAUUACUUUUCACCCAACUGUUGUACUCGGUUAAUGUGUUGAGAAAAACUGUGCUUGAGGGGGAUUGCAGUGCUGGUGUUAGUGUUCGGUGACUGGGAUUUAUGACUUUUUUGUGUUAAUCUGAGCGACAAUUUCGGAUUAGUAAAAGCUGGCACAGCAAAGACGAUGACUAUGUCAUUAAAGCUUUUCACCUUUGGGAUAUUAACCGGACUGAUUUGGACGGAGAUACGGUGUGAUGCCCCACUUUCGGAUUCGGCGUCUCUGCCUUUAGAGCACCGGGGCGUGUACGGGCCCCCCUUGUCAGGGCCGGGGUACGCGCCCCCGGCGAUUCUGCAAGGGGCUGGGGGCGGCUCCUCGGAUGACCCCUGGCCCUUGGCAACCCCCGACAUGCCCCAGAUCAAGCACCUACAAGUGCAGUGCGAAAAGACUCACAUGCGAGUCAACAUCGAGUUUGACCGGCCGUUUUACGGAAUGAUUUUCUCGAAGGGAUUCUACAGCGACCCGCACUGCGUGCACCUGAAGCCCGGGACCGGGCAUUUGAGUGCGACGUUCGAAAUAUUUCUGAAUAGUUGCGGGAUGUCCUCAUCCGCAAACCACAAUGCGGGCAAUUACGGGGGGCCGACGCCUAGCGGCAGCUACGUCGAGAACACCAUCAUAAUCCAGUACGACCCUUACGUGCAAGAAGUUUGGGACCAAGCGCGCAAAUUGCGCUGCACUUGGUACGAUUUUUACGAAAAGGCGGUCACGUUCCGACCGUUCCAAGUGGAUAUGUUGCACGCGGUCACUGCCAAUUUCCUAGGCGAUAAUUUGCAAUGCUGGAUGCAGAUUCAAGUCGGCAAAGGUCCGUGGGCGUCGGAAGUGUCGGGAAUCGUCAAAAUUGGACAAACCAUGACCAUGGUCUUGGCUAUCAAAGACGACGAAAACAAAUUCGACAUGUUGGUACGCAAUUGCGUGGCGCAUGAUGGAAAACGCGCCCCUAUCCAGCUUGUGGACCAAUACGGUUGUGUCGUACGGCCAAAGAUCAUGAGCAAGUUCCAGAAAAUUAAAAACUUCGGGCCUUCGGCCUCCGUGGUCUCGUUCGCCUAUUUCCAAGCUUUCAAAUUCCCCGAUUCCAUGAACGUGCACUUCCAAUGCGUGAUUCAAGUUUGUCGGUACAAUUGUCCAGAACCCAAAUGUGGAAACCACGGUUUGAGUUUAAGUAGCGAAUACGGGCCUCCACCGCUAGGCAAUUCGCUUGGUAGCGGAGACUUUGGUGGUCACGCUGAAUACGCGUCUCAGUCUUUGUCCGAAUACGGCGUUCCGCCGGCGUUCCCAGACCCUAGACACCCUUCUGGGCCCACCGGAGCGUACUCGGAUAACAACCCUGAUGUUGUUCCAGCCCCACAGUCACAAAUCUCCUCGUCUUCGACGUCAAAUCCGCCGAAUUUGUCGUCACCAGCUCCGCAAAUUUCCGCCCAAAACGGCGGCGACGUCCACUUGCCGCCCCCGCCGCCGCCGGGCCACCACGGAGUGUACAACACAGUGAAGCGGAAAAGCAGUGUUCCGGAGGAGUUUGAAGGGAAUCUCGCGACUCUCGGGGGACGACCGCGUUCGGUUGAAAACAUCCCGGAAUUGCAAGGUGCCAGAAAGAGGCGCAGUCUUGACUCGAUAAACAUUGUAGUUAACCAUGUUUACAAACGAGAAGCUCAAGAAAUGACUGAUGUCAAUACUAGUCGAACGAUUCAAGUCGUAGCUCCCGGUGAUGUCAAUUUUGCGCUGAACCCGUCACAAAGCAACGAAACUGUGGUCAUUCAGUCGGCGUCCUCGUCGGACCCAGAGACAAUUUGCAUGUCUGUUCCCAGUUUUGUGGCUGGGUUAGUUAUGUUGCUCUUGGUACUCAUUGUUGCUAGUUUAGUAGCUGCGUUUUUGUUUGUUCGCGUUCGGGCUAUUGAUCGAAAAGGCAUCGCAACGGUCUUUGCAGGAGCUCGGGGUUAUGAUAACGCCGAGUUUGUGAAAGUGGCUAAUUGACAAUCUGUUUACAAAUCAGCAAAGUACAUUCCGAAGAUUCCAAAGAUGUUCAGGUCAAUCAAGUGAUUGUGCGUAUGAAUCUACCGGCCAAUGUGCGGUCAUUUUUCACCCUCCCUCGCACCCCCUCUCGAGAACUGUUUUCAACAUUACACAUAUUUCGUUAAUUAUUUAUUAUCUCAUUAAACACUUGUGCUCACAAGCGGCGCUCGACGCCGUUGUCAGCAUGACCUACCUAAUGUUUGUUAUUAUUUAUAAUACUUAGGCUAUUUUUUUAUUACUUAGGUUACUUAAGUGUAAUUUAACACUGUAUAAUGUACUACUUGAGAGUAUGAUUGUAAGAUAUUUGUUUGAAAAACAUAUUAAUUAUUUAUUAAUACUUCUAAGUUUAUUUUGCUCGUGUUAGAGCAACUGUUUCCACUGCCCCGAACAUGCUACAUCAACAGGUGCAGAAACUAGUCUCGUAGUUAGAACAUAGUCUUCAUGUAAAUACAUAUUUGUAUCAAAAUACUCAAUAAAAUCAAGCAAAUUGAGAUUAUUAA